Messenger RNA from Astrephomene gubernaculifera, 1259 nucleotides. NCBI's taxonomy places the organism in Eukaryota, Viridiplantae, Chlorophyta, Chlorophyceae, Chlamydomonadales, Astrephomenaceae. The record is from the annotation of a GenBank genome assembly.
CAGGGCCGGCGGUGGCGCAGGUGCUGCGGCAGCUGCGUGUCGUGGACCUGCCCUGCUACUGCGCCCUGCAGCAGCCCCAGCCCCACACCCCGCACCAGCCGCUGUCGCCGCUGAGCCCGCUGUGGUGCAGCUGGUACCAGUGGGCGGAGCUGGCGGCGGGGGCGGCGGCAGCAGCAGCAGCAGCGGCGGAUGCCAGCGGGACCGGCAUUGCUGGCAGCCGCGCAGUGGGAGGCGUGGCACAGCAGAGGGAGGGGGCGGCAGGAGCAGCCCCCACCGCCGCACCCACCACAGCAGCAGCCACCACGGCAGCUGGCACCACCGCCACCACCACCACCACCCGGCACCCCCCCGCCGCGCCCCACCCGCCCACCAUCAAAUCCCCACGGGCCACUGCCCCCGCCAAACCUCCACAAUCCCUCUCCCUACCUGCUGCUGCUGCUGCUGCUGCCGGAGCGACCCGCCGGGUCGCUCCAGGCAUGGCGGUGGCGGGACACAACGCCCCGGUCCGUGCCGCUGCUGCAAUGACCCAUGGGUCGUCCCAAGGGCCCUCGCUGGGUCCGCCUCCUCCUCCGGUUCUGGCCCUGGCCCAGCUGCGGCGGGUGGAUCCGGGGGCUGCGGCGGCGCUGGAGGGGCCUAUCAGGAGGCGCAGCGCCCUCCUGGGGGGGCCCAAUGCGCCGACCCUGUGGCGGCUGGACGGCGAUUCCGAGGUGUUCUACGCCCUGGGCUUCUGCCCCUCCGGCUCGCACUACGGGGACGGGCGGCAGGGCAAGGGAACGGGCGUGCGCGUGCUCUUCUCGCCACCCAACAACAGCGCAUCAGGAGCAGGUGGUGGUGGUGGUGGUGGUGGCGGCGGCGGGCGGAUUUGUGAGGAGCUGGAGCCGUGGACUUGGUUCAAGCGGUGGGGCGGUGAGGCGGCUGCGCUGCACCGCUGGCCCAACCGGGUGCAGGUGGCGCUGUGGGGGCCGCUGAGGGGCAGGACAAAGGCUCGCCAGUACGACGGCUUCCUGUGGUUGCGGUACAAGGACUGGCUGGUUGUCGUACACAACGCCAUGUGUAUGGAGGCCCUAGAGAGGUACGACAACGCCGGGAACGACAUGGAUGUGAACCUGCCGUACGCGGAUGACCCCCUGUCGUACUACCCGGCUACUGGCGCCGCUGGCGCCGCCGCAGCAGCAGGAGUAGCAGGGGGCCGGAAAGGGGGUGGAGUGCGAGGAGACAGAGGGCAGCAGCGGAAGCGGCGGUGGAAGCGCGGACGGGAG